This is a messenger RNA of Toxorhynchites rutilus septentrionalis, 4006 nucleotides long. RefSeq lists its product as uncharacterized. Bases 721 to 3378 code for a protein of 885 amino acids. NCBI's taxonomy places the organism in Eukaryota, Metazoa, Arthropoda, Insecta, Diptera, Culicidae. The transcript is spliced from 8 exons. The record is from RefSeq and is a predicted model, not a curated record.
UAUUUUCUUGCGAAAGCAAAGCAUGAAUUUUAUGAAUUGCUCUCUAUCCUGUGUCCAGUGUUUCGUGUAACGUUGUACAAAAUGUAUGGCUGAGCUAGUCGGUUUCGAGUGCCCUUUUUCGUUACGAGGGCCGUUCGUGUGCCGCAGGAUUCGUCGGAGGAACUGGGUGUGAAUCAUACGGUCGCCAGUGAAGUGAAACCAAACUGUUAUGUGGAUGCCUAAAUAGAUAAAUGAAUCGGCGUGAUAUUCGAAAAUGAAAUUCGUUACCGAAUUCAAGCUUUGGUCAGCUUCAAAACGACACAGUCAGCGGAACCUACGGAAACCGAAUUUGUGUAAAAAUUCAUCUCGUAGCGGCAAAGGCAAAGCAGUUUUUGGUGAAGCUUUCAUCGUUGUCCCCGAAUUUUUCAAGCAAAAAUGAUUGUGCAUACCUUCGCAUGAAAGCAUUCCAGUUUCUCUCAUAUAAACAUUUUCUAAACCCGUUACAUGGACUGUGCGUUUUCGUGUUUCUGUGAUAUUAUGAAUUUUGUAAUAACUGUAGUGGAGUGGUGCUUAAGAACCAUUUGGUAGAAAUAUUGUGCAAGCGUAAAAGGUGUUAGUGAUAUUUCCCAUUUGAAUGUCGCGACUGGUAAUCGGAUUAAGACACCGUCUGUCAUUACCAUGUUGUACAUCGACAGGUGCAUAAAUGUAGUGUGAAUUCUGGAAUAAACAGUGGUGGCCAUCAUGGAGGGCGAUGUGAUCUGCCUGGACUCGGACGAUGAAGGAGAAAAUGAACCGGAAAACCGCACCUCUGGGAAGGUGGAGAUUUGCAGCAGAGCCAUUGUUGAAGAGCAGCUUUUGCGUCCCCUUCAGGCGCUCUCGUUGAAGCUGUACUACGAGAGCGAUUCGAGUGGCUCGGCGGGCGGUGUAAAGGACCAUCCUCUGUACCAUCCGGAUCGGGCGACCAUAGACGAGAGCCAGUGUACGGCCGUGGUGAAGCGAGUUGCCGAACUGGUGCAGAGAUUCAGCCGACGAAGGUUUAGCAACAGUGCCCACGAUGUGGCCCAGCAGCGGAACGCAUGGAAGCAUGUAUUGAAAUUUUUGUUCUUGCUCCGAGCAAUCGGUCCAGGGUCGGUGAUUUACGGCACCGGAAUGGAUUCUACCGCUGGACAGCCCCGGGAGCUUCCGCCCGAGAUGCGGAGAUAUCGGCUGACAGUGAUGGAUAUUCUGGUUGAUUACAUCCGUCACAAAUGCUCCACGUUGGCCGCGGAACGAAAUCCGGUGGUGCUGCUGGCGGAAUGCAACCAGAUCGUGAGCAGCUUGCGCGUCAUUUUCGAUGGCGACAGCGAGUUCGUCACCCUAACUCUACUCAAGACGGAUUUGGUGGCCGGCAGUGGGGCUGUCGCCCUUAUGUAUCCCGUCUUCGAGCAGGUCCUCACUCGACCGGUCUGUCGUGCGUCGUCGUCGUCGGAUGCACCGUUGGAGAUCAUCGACUACGUGCGGCUGCUGCUGUGUUACAAGAAGUGGAAAGCUAUGGUUCCGGCUCGACGAGACAAGGAUGCUAUCAACGCGCUGGCAAUUAAGAUACUGCCGGCAUGCUGUCCAGGGGUGAAACUGAAGCGGGACCUCCCGUUCGUGCGGAUGUUGCCUCGGUUCAGCGCUGCAAUCCAGGAUGACGAGACCAGGUUCCUGUUGGCGAAGGAUCUGAUGGAAAUUGAGCAACUUUGUGCAAUUUAUUCCCGCGAGUACGAGAAACGCUACCGCUUACAGAGCGACCCGAAACUGUCUGCGUCCGAAAUCAGAAGCAAUUUCACCAACAUCGAUGCGCUGGCGGAGUUUAUUCAGCGAAAAUGUAAUCUGCUGCGGGACAUAUCACGGCUUUCACUGUCAUCAACAUCCAAUCCUACCCCCAAUGCAGGGCAACCAACAAACAAAUGCCACCAACAGUAUCAGCGCCAGCAGCUGCGUCACGAAUCGAAUUCCAUCAUCAGUAGCUUGCGAUUGAUAUUCCGAUGCGACGCGGAGUUCAUAUCAUGGACCCUGCUGCGAGUGGAAACGCGUCCCGAGUGUCAAGCGAUUCUCGGUCCAGUUUACGAGCAAUUCCUGGCCAGCCCUCCCCUGUCAGCACCCAGUGUCGAAUCCUACGGGAGGUUACUGCUGUGCUACAUCAAGUGGAAGCAACUGUACCAUGGCGAUGAUCCAGGUGGACACUGGGAUCGUAUCGAUCGGAUAGCCCUUGCCGCGCUUCCGUAUGACUUUCCGCGAACGGUCAAGCAGAAGGAACUCGCUCUCAAAGGAUUGUUUCCCAAAGUGGCGAUGACCGAGUACCGUAGGACUAAGAAACCGACGAAGGACAGCGUGACCAGAGCACUACUGGAGUCCAGGCAGCUGUGGGAUAGCAUUCAGGACAUAUGCUUGAAAUUCCUGGCAAUUUGCCGCGAAGAACAAACCAAUCGCGUGAAAGCUAUUCCGGUCGCCAAAACAUGGAACGACGAUGACGUGCUAAUCGUCAAAACCGAAUCGAAUUCAAUCAUCGUUUUGGAUAGUGACGAUGACGAACUGUGUUUACCUGAUUGUACUGACUCAAAAAUUAUACGCUCAAACUCAAUGGUUGUGAACAACGGGAGAGGAAAACCCAUCUCUGGAACAUUGCAACAAAUCGAUCUAUCGUCAAUUAACACAUAUUGCUAUUUGUCGCCACCAAUUCCAGAGGAGGAAAAAUCCGAACUGAAACAAGAACUAUCCGCUGGCGUUCGCAAAGUACGAGUUCGAAAAAAGUUGUCCACACAAGGUGUGCGGUUUAAAAUAUCCAAAAAUCUGCGACUCAGAGCCAAUCGUGAACGAAGAGAAUUCCUGAUCGCAUUUAAAAAAUUGUGUUCUGAUGAACGGUUGCGUUCCCAUGUACAACUGUGCACGAAACAGGAUGACUAUUGUUUGCUCAAAACAAUGUUCAAUUCAACUAUAUUCAUUGAAGUUAUCUGUUUGGGAGACAUUCACCCCAAUGCCACAAUUUUCCUAACCGUUGAUAGGAACGACCUUGUUAUGUUCAACAAUCGAUCCUUCACAAGAUCCCCGUCCAUAAAACUGGAAGAACCAAUACUGCAGCAAAGCAGCAACGAACAAGACACAGACAAGCAACGUAUCCUCGAUAACAAACUGCUCGAUCUAAUAACGGACCUAGAUGACAUCCCAGCAUUGUGGCCGGCAUCACUAGAUUUCGCCGUUUUUCCCGAGGUUCAAAACCAGGAUUCGUUCGAUAUACUUACCAACUAUCAGACGCCUCCAUCAGCAGUGGUGGACAGCUACUCGCUGUGGCAAAGCGAUAUUUUCCCGAUAUUUGCUAAUCUAGACUACAACCCGUGGCUAGACAAUGAAAUUGUGUCAUUACCGAAGCUGAUUUAAAACAGCGAGAGAAAAAGAAAACAAUUCGCAAUAGCAAUAGUACUUUGAGAUAGAAUGUAAGUUGGUUCACUCGGAAUGAGCAAAUGCAGCACUGUCAGUACAAGUCAGUACAAUCAGUUAAUCGCCUAGGUUAUACUGAACUUAAAUACCAAAGGUUGGAAACUCUAAACUGCUAGACUUAAGGAAGAUUAUUUUUCAUUAGAUUAUUGUAGAAUAAGCAUUCAGGUAGAAUAUGAAUAUUAGCCUAGGUGAAAACAAUUCAAAAUGAACCAGUUCAAUGAAACAUAAGCACAAAACUUCUAGAUAGUUAAAGAGAGCUUCGGCCUACUCUUAGGCAGCAAUAAUUGCGAUAAAUGUGAUGUUGCUAGUUAUUUCCGCGGAAGCAAAAUUGAUUCCCCGCAUUCACUCUUACGGUUAAUCACUUGCACAAGCAACAUCGAAAACAGUUGAGGAUAGUAAACAAGACGUAAUUGAGUGUCUAAGGUUUAUAUUUAUCGCACAACAAUGGUGUGUAUUUCUGUCACUAGGUUAGGAAUCACCAAAUCGAGCUUUGAUGUUGAAAUAAAUGAUAGCGCUUCGCAGACUUUCUGAUGUGGCGAUAAUUUGAAUUGCAAUGGUACUAACCUGA